AUGAGCCCAACACGCUUCCUCUGCGCCAAGGUGCUAGCUCGAGCGUGUCACUUCCCACUGACACAUCAAAUAGCUGGUACAGCAAACCUAGCACACUAG
This is a messenger RNA of Peronospora matthiolae, 99 nucleotides long. The record is from the annotation of a GenBank genome assembly. NCBI's taxonomy places the organism in Eukaryota, Oomycota, Peronosporomycetes, Peronosporales, Peronosporaceae.